CCAGCCAGUCCACGCACCGCGAUGCGUUUCCAACGAGUCGCUGGCGUCAUGUGUUGACAGCUCCCCUCAUUGCUGCGACCAAAGACCUGGAGUGAUGGAGGAAGGCUCUGAGUUGAUGGAGGAUAUUGUAUUUCGAGGAGUGGAGUUUUCUGUUAAGAUGGAGGUGGACAAAGGUUUGCUGAUAGUGGAAAUCUCUGAUUCGUUGACAGCGGAUCAAUGGAGAGGGGACUUUGAUCCAGCAUACAUUGAGGACCUCACCCGCAAAACUGGCAACUUCAAGCAGUUCCCCAUUUUCUGCAGCAUGUUAGAAUCAGCUGUCAGAAAGAUGAGUGAUUCCGUUACACUUGACCUCUUGACCUACGCUGACCUGGAGCUGCUCCGCAACAGAAAAGCAGGAGUGGUUAGUCGCCCUCAUGGCCAUCAGCAGUCGUCUGUUCUCACUGCCAAAAGAUACCUAAUCCUCAUAUACACCGUGGAGUUUGACAGGAUACACUACCCCUUACCCCUGCCUUACGUGGGUAAGCCUGACCCGGCUGCCCUGCAGAAGGAAGUCCGAGCUCUUAAGGCUGAGCUCAGCACCGUCUCCUCUCACGGCAUCAACAAAUCUGCAGAACUAGAAAUCCAACGGCUCCGAGCAGAACUGGCUCUGGCGAAAGAACAAAAGGAUGCCAUGGCUAAGGUUCUGGAGCGACUGCAGAGCGGUGGAGGGGGGCCCGCACCGGGACCAGAGGACUGGAGGGCCAGGGAUGUGGUGAGGGCGCUGGAGGAGCAGCUCGUCAAGGAGAGGGCCAAAAGUCAACGCUCAGCGGGCAAGAGAUGCCAGGAGCAGCGACUCCUAUUGGAGCAGUUCGAUGACCUGACGGCAUCGGAGUGCGCUCUCCGCGUUCGGGUCAAGAGUCUCACCAGUGAACUGGCGUUACUACGGAGAGGCAGAGUGACUCCUGUGUCUGGUCACGCCUGUUCUCGGCUCGAUGGGGAAAUCUAUCGCUCGGUCUCCCGCGAGAGGAGGUCUGGUUACGGGACGGUCAGGGCUCGCUCAGGAUCCAGAGAACGGAUGGAUGACAGAGGUCAAAGGUCGGAGGAAAGAGGACGACGGUCGGACUCCUCAGGACCACGCGCUCGCAUACCUCGGCCGUCACCUUCCCCCACCGGGUCCCAGGUGCAACGCUUCGACCCGACCGCUUACAUCCAGGACAGGCAGCACAGACUGAAAGAGGCAGAUGUCAAAAAACAGAGGAAGGUACGGAGGGACCUGGUGAUGUCGCCCGUCGUCCCUGAGAGGGGGCGCUCACGUUCCCGAGAGGCCUAUCCUCAGACGGUCCGGUCCGGCAGCAGAGGCCGGAAUUUAUCCGUGGAGCGGCGAGGGAGCAGGAACUCCUCUGAAAGCUCGUUAGCGGAUAUGGAUGAAAUGCACAAAAAUCGUUUCAGGGGAAGAAAACCGACUUCCAAUGGACCCAAUGCGUCUCGAGGAGGCCUUUCGAGGAAACCGUUAUGCAGUACUCCAACACUCAGAGGGAAAGACAAAGAGAGCUCCAUGGAUGCCGGUGCCGAGCUGUCCGAGAUCGAUGCCAGGCUGCUGGCACUUCAGGAGUACAUGAGGGACCUGGAUACAGGACACUAACAACCACCGCCCAGCCCGCCGCUCAAGUCCCUCCAUGUUACCCGACAACUGCACAGCUAGAAGCUCAGACCAACGUUUAUUUUUCAAUGUUCAUGAUGUGCAGACUGGAGGAACACAUUGAGCUUCAAGCCUAAGCGAUGGGUUACGGCUGGAUAAGUGUUCAUGUUAGAGACUAAGACUCCUGGCGGGUUGAACUUCCAGCACUUCAGGAAACUAAAGCCAUCUCUGUGAAAGACUAUUUCUGGAUUGUAAAUAUAUAUAUUUUUUUACACCUUGCCAAACCAUCUUAACUAGUUCACAUGGAUAGAAGAUUUGGCAGUUCCUCAGUCAGUAAAUAUUUGUUCACCCUUUACUCGCCUGUUGAUGUUUUCCUUCCAACUCUGUGGCGUUUUUUUCCCCCUGCGAGUAAUGUGCAUCAUCUCUUCCUUCAUGAACACAUUUAAGUCGAGCAACUAUUUAAACUGAAAUGUCAACGGGUGUGAAAGUGAUCAACAUGUCAAAGAUAGACUUUAAAACCUGAGUUGGACCUCUUCUGUCCAGUGCAUGUUAAAAUAUGCUCCUGAACCCUGAAUGAUCUGACUGCAUGUCAUCAUUUGGUGGUUAAAUAUCAUUCCAGCGUUAGUCUACAUUUAUAAUCUAUGUUGUAAUUACAUGAAAAUUUUACUUUUUUAACAAUUCGAACCAAAGUAGAUCCAAUUUCCCUUUUGAGCUCAUAUCCCAAACUACAUCACAAAAUAUGUUAAUCUUGGAUGACAUUUGUUUACGGUAAUACUUCGAAAAAAAGUGUACGGACUAAGAUAUUUGUAGACAGAUCCAUACACAUUCAUGUUGACCGUGCAUGUAUGAACACUUUGUUGUUAGGGAAACUGCCACAUUUUCUAUGAACUGCUGUAUGUGCACAAAGACUUACUCACAUUUUAUCCAGUCUAAUGCCUUUUAAACCUGAAAAUAUAAUUUAUAAAAAAUUA
Molecule: messenger RNA, 2589 nt
Organism: Pseudoliparis swirei
Lineage: Eukaryota; Metazoa; Chordata; Actinopteri; Perciformes; Liparidae
Gene: ccdc61
Product: coiled-coil domain containing 61
Exons: 13
Coding region: 95-1621 (508 amino acids)
Cellular component (GO): centrosome
Source: RefSeq, a predicted model, not a curated record